CACUGCGCCUGUGCAAGUGCUCCAUCCCGCUGACGAUUACGACUCCAAGGGGCGGAACCAUUAUGUUAAUCAGCCCAAGCCGCUUGGUAACCGGGUAACCAGUGCCAGUUCGGCAGCGGGUAGAGAGAAUACGGAGCUAUGAGGGCCGUGCCCACCUGGGUAGACAGGGUCCAUGACCGGGAUAAAUUGGAGCAGAGUAUCUAUGAUUUGGCAUUUAAGCCUGAUGGAACCCAACUGAUUGUGGCUGCAGGAAAUAGAGUGCUGGUUUAUGACACGUCUGAUGGGACUAUGAUUCAACCUUUAAAGGGGCACAAGGACACGGUGUAUUGUGUGGCAUAUGCAAAAGAUGGUAAACGUUUUGCCUCUGGAUCUGCAGAUAAAAGUGUCAUCAUAUGGACAUCUAAACUUGAAGGAAUUUUAAAAUACACACACAAUGACUCCAUCCAGUGUGUUUCUUAUAACCCUGUUACCCAUCAGCUGGCUUCUUGCUCCUCGAGUGAUUUUGGUCUUUGGUCCCCAGAGCAGAAAUCUGUUUCCAAACACAAAGUAAGCAGUAAGAUCACCUGCUGCAGCUGGACAAAUGAUGGACAGUAUCUUGCUUUGGGCAUGUUCAAUGGUGUAGUUAGUAUACGGAAUAAAAAUGGCGAGGAAAAGGUUAAAAUAGAACGUCCUGGUGGAGCUCUGUCUCCCAUAUGGUCUAUCUGCUGGAAUCCAUCCAAAGAUGAGCACAAUGACAUUCUGGCCGUGGCAGACUGGGGACAGAAGUUAUCUUUCUACCAGCUGAGUGGCAAACAGGUGGGAAAGGACAGAGUCCUGGGUUUUGACCCGUGUUGUGUCAGCUACUUCUCCAAGGGGGAAUAUAUCAUUGUCAGUGGCUCAGACAAGCAGGUGUCGCUCUUUACUAAGGAUGGUGUGCGGUUGGGACCAAUUGGGGAGCAAAAUUCCUGGGUUUGGACAUGUAGAGUGAAACCCGAUUCUAAUUAUGUGGUGAUUGGUUGUCAGGAUGGAACUCUUGCCUUUUACCAGCUGAUCUUUAGUACGGUUCAUGGCCUUUAUAAAGAUAGAUACGCUUACAGGGACAGCAUGACUGAUGUAAUAGUACAACAUCUCAUCACUGAGCAGAAAGUGAGAAUAAAGUGUCGGGAGCUGGUAAAGAAGAUUGCAAUCUACAAGAACAGACUUGCCAUCCAGAUGCCAGAAAAGAUCCUGAUAUAUGAGCUCUUUUCUGAUGAUGUGAACGACAUGCACUACCGUGUGAAGGAGAAGAUCGUCAAAAAGUUUGAAUGCAAUCUGCUUGUGGUGUGCUCUCACCAUAUCAUCCUAUGUCAGGAAAAGCGGCUACAGUGUUUGUCUUUCAAAGGUGUAAAGGAACGAGAAUGGAUGAUGGAAUCUCUGAUUCGUUAUAUUAAAGUCAUUGGAGGUUCUGCAGGGAGGGAGGGUCUUCUGGUGGGACUUAAGAAUGGCCAGAUCCUGAAGAUUUUUGUGGAUAACCCAUUUGCCAUCACGCUACUCAAGCAGGCAACAUCUGUGCGGUGUCUGGACAUGAGCGCUAGUCGCAACAAGUUGGCUGUGGUCGAUGAGCAUAAUACCUGCCUAGUGUAUGAUAUCACAACCAAGGAUCUGCUCUUCCAGGAGCCUAAUGCCAACAGCGUGGCAUGGAACACACAGUGCGAGGACAUGCUUUGCUUCUCUGGAGGUGGAUACCUGAAUAUCAAAGCCAGUAAUUUCCCUGUACAUCAGCAGAAAUUGCAGGGCUUUGUAGUGGGCUACAAUGGAUCCAAAAUAUUCUGCCUGCACGUGUACUCAAUGUCUGCUGUAGAAGUACCUCAGUCUGCUCCCAUGUAUCAGUACCUGGAAAGGAAGAUGUUCCGAGAAGCCUACCAGAUUGCUUGUUUAGGGGUGACUGACCUGGACUGGAAGGAGCUGGCAAUGGAAGCACUGGAAGGAUUGGAUUUUGAGACCGCAAAGAAGGCUUUUAUACGUGUGAGAGAUCUACGCUACCUGGAGCUGAUCAACAGCAUUGAGGAGAGAAAAAAACGAGGAGAUGCCAAUGACAACCUUUUCCUGGCAGAUGUGUGUGCCUAUCAGGGCAAGUUUCACGACGCAGCCAAACUCUACAAGCAAGUGGGGCAAGAGAGUAGAGCAUUGGAUAUGUACACCGACCUGCGCAUGUUUGAGUUUGCAAAGGAAUUCCUAGGAUCAGGAGACCCAAAAGACACAAAAACCCUGAUUACAAAGCAAGCAGACUGGGCCCGAAAUAUCCGGGAACCACGUACAGCAGCUGAAAUGUACCUGUCGGCAGGGGAGAACAUGAAGGCAAUUGAACUAAGUGGCGACCAUGGCUGGGUGGACAUGCUGAUUGAUAUAGCGAGGAAGCUGGACAAGGCUGAGAGGGAGCCUCUGCUGAAGUGCGCACACUACUUUAAGAAGCUACAGCAUCACGGUUAUGCGGCCGAAACCUACAUGAAGAUCGGAGACCUGAAAGCGCUGGUUCAGCUUUACGUGGAAACUCAGCGUUGGGAGGAGGCAUUUACCCUGGUAGAGAAGAACCCAGAGUAUAAAGAUGAGGUUUAUAUUCCUUAUGCACAGUGGCUGGCAGAGCAUGACAGGUUUGAAGAGGCACAGAAGGCAUUUCACAAAGCUGGCCAACAGGACGAGGCAGUGAGGGUGCUGGAGCAACUUACCCACAAUGCAGUAGUGGAGAGCAGGUUUAAUGAUGCCACCUACUAUUACUGGAUGUUGUCCAUGCAGUGCCUGGAAAUUUCAAAAGACAAGGAGGAGAAGCGGGACGUAAUGCUACAGAAGUUCUACCAUUUUCAACAUCUGGCAGAGCUUUAUCAUGUCUACCACUCCAUCCACAGAUAUACAGAUGAACCCUUCAGCUCUCACCUGCCCGAGACAUUAUUCAACAUUUCCAGAUUCCUGUUACACAGUCUGACCAAGGAAAGUCCUCUGGGAAUCUCCAAAGUAAACACACUGUUCACUCUGGCGAAACAGAGCAAGGCACUGGGAGCUUACAAACUGGCCAGACAGGUGUAUGAGAGGCUACAAGGUCUGCGGAUUCCCAGCAGGUUUCUGGAGUCUAUUGAGCUGGGAAGCAUCACAAUCCGAUCGAAACCAUUCCAUGACAGUGAGGAGCUGGUUCCCAUGUGCUACAGAUGUUCCACUAACAACCCCUUCCUCAACAACCUGGGCAAUGUGUGUAUCAAUUGCAGGCAGCGCUUUGUGUUCUCUGCCUCCUCCUACGAAGUACUCCCUCUGGUGGAAUUUUACCUUGAAGAUGGGAUUUCUGAUGAAGAAGCAGUCUCACUUAUAGAUCUUGAAGCUCCCAGAAGUUCCUCAAAAACGGACAAUUGGCGGGAAAUGUCCUCUGGUGAUACACAGACGCUAAGGAUGGAUGAUGAAGAUGACAUGAUGAAUUAUGAUCCCUUCACAGCCAAAUUAAGCUUUGAGCAAGGAGGCUCAGAGUUCGUCCCUGUAGUUGUGAAUCGUGCAGUCCUUAGAUCCAUGAGCAGGAGGGAUGUCCUGAUUAAGCGAUGGACGCUCCCUCUUAAGUGGCAGUAUUUCCGUUCCUUGCUCCCCGAUGUCUCCAUCACCAUGUGCCCUUCCUGUUUCCAGAUGUUCCACACUGAAGAUUAUGAGCUUCUCGUCCUGCAGCACAACUGCUGCCCCUACUGUCGAAGACCCAUAGAGGAAUCCAACCAGUGAUGUAAAGGCAAAAGAAAACCGAUUAUUUGGCUUAAUAUAGAGAGUGACUGCAAGCUUUCCCCACCUCACAGCAGCCUUAUGUACCCCCUUAAUAUAUGAAUUCCCACAAUAUUUCAUUAAAACGAUUGUUCACCUCUAUAUUAACUUUUAAUAUCAUGUAGAGAGUGAUAUUCUGAGACAGAUUUCAAUUGGUUUUCAUUUUUUAUUAUUUGUGGCUUUUGAGUUAUUAAGCUUUUUAUUCAGCAGCUCUGCAGUUUGCCAU
Messenger RNA from Xenopus laevis (African clawed frog), 3970 nucleotides. RefSeq names its product intraflagellar transport 122 L homeolog (gene ift122.L). Gene Ontology annotation, biological process: establishment of protein localization; protein localization to cilium; intracellular protein localization. Gene Ontology annotation, cellular component: non-motile cilium; intraciliary transport particle A. Bases 139 to 3708 code for a protein of 1189 amino acids. The transcript is spliced from 29 exons. NCBI's taxonomy places the organism in Eukaryota, Metazoa, Chordata, Amphibia, Anura, Pipidae. The record is from RefSeq and is a predicted model, not a curated record.